Insectozyma verbasci is the source of this 1512-nucleotide messenger RNA. Lineage: Eukaryota; Fungi; Ascomycota; Pichiomycetes; Serinales; Debaryomycetaceae. The record is from the annotation of a GenBank genome assembly.
AUGUCUUUAGUUCCUAUUUUUAAUGAUUUAUCUUUUUAUGAAGAUUCAAAUUUUCAGAAUAACAGAUUCACUAAAUUGAAACGAACUUUUGAAGAUAAUUUUGGUAAUGAUUCUAAAAUUGAUUUCUUUGCUAGAUCUCCAGGUAGAGUUAAUAUAAUUGGUGAUCAUAUAGAUUACAACUAUUUUCCUGUUUUACCAAUGGCUAUAAAUAAUGAUGUUAUAGCAGCUAUUGAAAUUACAAAUGAUAAAGAAAUUAUCAUAACAAAUACAGAUGCAAAUUUUAAAAGAACCACUAUUCAAUUACCUUCAGGUCCAAAGGAGAUUGUCAAAAUAGAUGAAACAUUUAGUUGGGCAAAUUAUUUCAAAUGUGGUUUAAUUGUUGCACAAAAAUAUUUAAUUGAAAAGAAUUUACUUGAUGGAUUAAAAGGUAUGAAGAUUACUUUUGAUGGUAACGUUCCAACUGGCGGUGGUUUAUCUUCUAGUGCUGCAUUCUGUGUUACUACUGCAUUAUCAAUUCUUUAUGCAAAUGGCUUAACCCAAAUUCCUAAAUCUGAUUUAACUAAAAUUACAGUUGUUUCUGAGCAUUACGUUGGUUUAAACAAUGGUGGUAUGGAUCAAUGUGCAAGUAUAUAUGGAGAAAUGAAUAAAGCAUUAUUAAUUCAAUUUAGACCUGAAAUUAAAGGCACUCCAUUCAAAUUCCCAUUAGAUGAUUUAGUAUUUGUAAUUACUAAUAGUUUACAAGUAUCAAAUAAAGCAGAAACUGGGCCAGUUCAUUAUAAUUUAAGAGUUGUAGAAAUGGCAAUUGGAGCAGAUAUGUUGUCUAAAAAAUUGCAACUUGAAAAUGUAUUACAAGAUUCAAAUUCAAAAACUUCAAGUUUAAGAUCAGUUAUGGAGUGUAACUAUGGUCAAUGGGAUGAUAAUGAUAUUGAAAGAGGUAUUGAGGAGUUGAACAAAAUGAUUGAUUUAGUAGAAGGUAAUUUGAAUCAUGACAGAUAUACAGUAGAACAAGCAUCUAAAGAAUUAAAUAUAACCACUGAAGAAUUUACUCAAAAGUAUUUGACUAAGUUUCCAGUUAGAUUUGAUAUGUUAAAAAUUUACCAAAGAGCAAAACAUGUAUAUCAAGAAAGUUUAAGGGUAUUAGAAACUUUGAAACUUUUGAAAUCACCAAUUGAAAAUGAAACAACAUUCUUAAAGUCUUUUGGUCAAUUGUUAAAUAAAAGUCAGUAUGAUUUAAAGAAUUUAUGUGAAAAUUCAAAUGAGAAAUUGGAUAGAAUUUGUGAAAUAGCUUUGGCUAAUGGUUCUUUUGGUAGUAGAAUAACUGGUGCUGGUUGGGGUGGUUCAUUAGUUCAUUUAACAACUACUGAUAAAUUGAAUAAGUUAAUUGAAGCUUUUGAAAACGAUUAUUAUAAAGUUGAAUUUCCAAAUAUAACUGAAGAUGAAUUAAAAGAAGCUAUCUUAGUAAGUAAACCAGCAAAUGGUUCAUCGAUAGUAACUACCAAUUUUUUGCAAUAG